Acomys russatus (golden spiny mouse) is the source of this 1265-nucleotide messenger RNA. RefSeq names its product histone PARylation factor 1. NCBI's taxonomy places the organism in Eukaryota, Metazoa, Chordata, Mammalia, Rodentia, Muridae. Gene Ontology annotation, molecular function: poly-ADP-D-ribose binding; histone binding. Gene Ontology annotation, biological process: DNA damage response; regulation of protein ADP-ribosylation. Bases 1 to 1149 code for a protein of 382 amino acids. The record is from RefSeq and is a predicted model, not a curated record. The transcript is spliced from 9 exons. Gene Ontology annotation, cellular component: nucleus.
AUGUUGGGCAGCUCUCAGUCUCACAGAACUCCAACUCUGGACUGUGCAUGCCUGUUUCAGGGUGAAAAGACAGCCGAUGUGAAGAAAAGUAAAUCCUCCGAAGCAGAUGUCUCCAGUGACCUUCGCAAAGAAGUCGAAACUCUUUAUAAGCUUUCCCUGCCUGAAGAUUUCUAUCAUUUCUGGAAGUUCUGUGAAGAACUUGAUCCUGAAAAGCCAGCUGAUGCACUUGCCACAAGCCUCGGACUGCGGUUAGUGGGUCCUUAUGACAUCCUUGCUGGGAAACAUAAAAUGAAGAAAAAAUCCACAGGCUUGAACUGUAAUCUUCACUGGAGGUUUUACUAUGAUCCUCCUGAGUUCCAGACCAUUGUUAUUGGAGAUAAUAAAACGCAAUACCACAUGGGAUAUUUCAGGGAUUCUCCUGAUGAACUUCCUGUAUAUGUGGGUACAAAUGAAGCAAAGAAAAAUUGUAUAAUUAUUCAAAAUGGAGAUAACGUGUUUUGCUGCCAUCAAUAUGAGCAGGUGUGCUUAAAGACGUCGGCGGUGCACAUCUCCAUGUGCAUUAGAUCUCUGCUGCCAUAUAACAAGGGCUUUCGCUUCUUUUCCAGAUUAUUUUUGAUGAAAAAACUUAAGGAAGUAACAGAUAGAAAGAAAGCUAGCAUUUUGAAAGACAUAGAUGAAAAACUCACAGAAGCAGCCAGGAAACUGGGCUACUCACUGGACCAGAGGAGCACGAAGAUGAGACAGAGAGACAAGAAGGUUGUGACAAAGACUUUUCAUGGUGCAGGCUUGGUUGUUCCUGUAGAUAAAAACGAUGUUGGCUACAGAGAGCUCCCUGAAACAGACGCUGACCUUAAGAGAAUUUGCAAGGCAAUUGUCGAGGCUGCGAGUGAUGAGGAGAGACUAAAAGCAUUUGCUCCCAUUCAGGAAAUGAUGACUUUUGUGCAGUUUGCUAAUGAUGAAUGUGAUUAUGGCAUGGGGCUUGAAUUAGGAAUGGACCUCUUUUGCUAUGGCUCUCAUUAUUUUCACAAAGUUGCUGGCCAGCUUUUACCUCUUGCAUAUAAUCUGUUGAAGAGGGAUCAGUUUGCAAAAAUUAUUGAAGAUCACCUGGCAAGCAGAAGUAGAGAGAACAUAGACCAGCUUGCAGGAUGAGUAAGCUGUCUGCUGGUACAGUGCUGUAAAGGGUGCUUUGUUUUUAAGGAAUAGAGAAAUACAUGAUGGAAACUUUAUUAAAAACUUUCACAAUAUGCCUCUUCUGAUGAUUUUUU